UUGUUUAAAAUUUAAUGCAAAUUAUAUUAGAUAUCAUAAUAUUUCACUAUAGCAAAUAUAUUUCAUGACAGUCGUCCUUCCUCUAUAUCAUUACAACAAUUUCUGAUGCAACAUGUAUUAUCACAAUAAUAUUGAGAAGCGCUUCUCCCUUCCAUCUUCAUUUUAUUUGCGUGAUAAGACUUGUACAAAACAUACGAACAUUCAUAAUGUUCUACGCUGCGUUCCGAGCAUCUCGUUUCCUCGUUACAGUCACGAUGGAUUCAUCGUUGCUUUCGUCCCCGUUUACACUACUAUUGAUCACUUUGAUCGUUAUCGGUGUUAUAAAAGUUAUCGCGAUAAUAUAUAAUAUGUACUUUUACUGGAAAAAUAAAGGUGUGCCUUAUUUGCCAGAAUCAUUACCGUCUCUUCUAACGGAUUGGAAAAUGUUAUUAGGCCGAAUUAGUUUUGUUAAUUAUUGCCAAUACAUAUACGACUACUUCCCCAACGCAAAAUAUAUUGGAAUAAUGGAUGCUACCACGCCUGCCGUACUACUGCGUGAUCCCGAGCUGAUCAAAGAUAUCAUGGUGAAGGAUUUUGAACACUUCCUGGAUCACCGCACUUUCGUCGACGAAGAUAUGGAACCGCUAUUUGGCAAAAACAUUUUCUUCCUCCGCGGUGAUCGCUGGAGGGAAAUGAGAACUAUAUUGAGCCCGUCUUUUACCGCCAGCAAGAUGAAGUUUAUGUUUAAUCUUAUAUCAAAAUGCUCUAAGGACUUUGUUGAUUAUUUGGCAGACCAUCCGGAAAUCUGUCAAGCGAUCGAGACCAAAGGAGCCUUCAGACGGUACACCAACGACGUAAUCGCUACCGCAGCCUUUGGCAUAAGUGUGAACUCUAUGAAGGACCAAGAUAACGAAUUUUACAAGAGAGGCGUGGAGGCUACUAAAUUUUCUAGUGGAUUACUAACAACAGCCAAGUUUAUAUUUAUGCGUGAGUGUCCAAGGCUCGCCAAGUGGAUGGGUAUAACAUUUUUUCCAACAACUACAGCAACAUUUUUUAAAACUGUUGUGGAGGAAACUAUCAAAGCGCGGGAAGAGCAAGGUAUCGUCCGACCAGAUAUGAUUCAUAUACUAAUGCAGGCUUGGGACAAGAAAGACUCCAGCGUACACAAGAUGACCAUAGACGACAUCGUCUCGCAGGCUUUCAUUUUUUUCCUCGCCGGUUUUGAUACAACUUCGACACUGAUGUGUUUCGCGAUUCACGAACUAGCGGUUAAUCAAGAGAUUCAGAACCGUUUGCGUAAGGAGGUGCAACUUUAUCUCGCCGAAGGGAACGGUGAGAUUUCCUACGACUCGCUAUCGAAGAUGUCUUAUAUGGACAUGGUGAUUUCCGAGGCUCUCAGAAAGUAUCCACCGGUAGUGUUUCUCGACAGAAUUUGCACAAAGAAAUAUGAACUGCCGCCAGCGGGGCCAGGCUACAAGAAUGUGAUUCUUAAACCUGACAGUCUACUGAUGUUUCCCAUUUACGGUUUACAUCGCGAUCCGCAGUAUUUUCCAAAUCCGAACAAGUUCGAUCCUGAGAGAUUCAGCGAGGAGAACAAAGACAACAUUGUACCGUACAGUUAUCUACCAUUUGGUCAGGGACCUAGAAAAUGUAUCGGCAAUCGAUUUGCCUUAAUGGAGACGAAGAUUUUGAUAGCUCAUCUUUUACAAAAAUUUACUCUAAAAACUAUGGAGAAAACCGUCGAACCGAUUGUAUACGAUAAAAAUGAGUUUACUUUACAACCUGUUGGUGGAUUCUGGAUCAGCUUGGAAAAGAGAGAAAAAUAAAAAUAUUCUAUAAUUGAAAAAACAUUGUCACAUUUUCAAUUAUCAGAAAUAUUCAAUACGUUUAUGCAUUCAGUAAACGAUUAAAGUGUGAAAUAAAAUUGAUUUGAUGUAUUAUGUAAGGCAAAUAAUCAAAUCUAAAGAUUAAAUUUUUAUUAAGGAGACAUAAAGAAUAUUAGUUUACAAUAAACAUACAUCGUAACUAGCGUAGAUUCUCAAAUCUAAGUACUCGACUGUUUCAUUGUUUUCACUUAUAUAACUUACUAUUAUCAUUUAUAUGAAUGAUAAAUGUGAAGAGUGUAUUUAUUUCUUAUCUUUGUUGAUAACACCUUUGAUAUUGAUGUACCUUUCUCAUGUGUAAGAAGUCUGAUAAUUGCAUUAUUUUGAAAUUUGAUUUCAAUUCCUGGUUUUAAUUCCCACUAAAAAAUUUUUCACUCAAAAUUAACUCACCUAUCUGGCGUUAUCCAUACUUUGGUAAUCCUUAUUUUAUACACUAUUAAACAAUACAUGCAAAUUUACAAUAUUUUUACAAAAGCAAUAUUUCUUAUUAAUAAGAAUUUUCAAAUUUUAACCCAAGCAUCAAAAUAUGUUUUCAAAA
Molecule: messenger RNA, 2400 nt
Organism: Solenopsis invicta (red fire ant)
Lineage: Eukaryota; Metazoa; Arthropoda; Insecta; Hymenoptera; Formicidae
Product: cytochrome P450 9e2-like
Exons: 1
Coding region: 207-1805 (532 amino acids)
Molecular function (GO): oxidoreductase activity, acting on paired donors, with incorporation or reduction of molecular oxygen; iron ion binding; monooxygenase activity
Source: RefSeq, a predicted model, not a curated record